UGGUGAGUGCCGUGCCGUUCCAGUAGUCGUCGUGCGUCGCGAGUGUUUGCUGUCCGUUUUUUGGUUAGUCUCGUUCACUCGAUUGUUUUGCACCAUCCUUUCCCCUCAGUCCACACUGCGAGGACACGUUAGAAACGCCAAAACCGGGGCUUUGCACGCAAACACGGCAAGUCACGGGACCGUACCGUUUCGGUGGAGCUAAGAAACCAGGGGCUUACUACUACUGUCUGAUAGUGAUUCGGUUGUUCUUUUUUUUGUUUUCUCUUAAAUCAUUGUUUGCUUCCUGGGUUCGAAUUUUCGACACAUCAAAGCUGGUGCUACUGAGCGUGUGUGUGUGUGUAUGUGUGAUAAGUUGAGGGAAGCUAGUGAAUCAGUCAUUCGACAGUGUCGGACCGGCCAGUGCUGCCAGUGCCAGUGAUAUCGCUGUUUCGAUUACUGCUGAAAGCAAGUGACUCACACCGUACACCGGGCUGCUCCAUCGACGAACGGGCGAGUUCGUCGCUUCGAGUGAAAGAAAUCCUGCAGAGCACGUGUCUUGUAGUAAUCUAGAUGUUGGACUAAAGCGGAGCCUCCCCCGUUAGUGCUCGUGAUCGAGAUUACAACCGUAUUGCAAUUAGCGCUCGACGAGCGCAAGUGCGCGAACCCGCCACCAACAGCUGCCCCGCACUCUACCACCACUACCCGCGGCAACGGAACGACGCCACGAUGCUACGCAAUCACGCACACUGGAUACGGGCGCUAGCGAUCGUGCUGGUGGGUGCAUGUGCAACCGGCACUGCAUCGCCCGUCUCGACCACACCACAGGCUGAGCUCUACCUCUCACAGUUUGGCUACCUAAGCCCCAAGUAUCGGAACCCGACGAGCGGGAACCUGCUGGACCAGGACACCUGGGAGAAAGCCAUCAUGGAGUUCCAGAGCUUUGCCGGGCUGAACGUUACCGGCGAGCUGGACGGCGAAACGAUGCAGCUGAUGUCGCUGCCCCGGUGUGGCGUGAAGGAUAAGGUUGGCUUUGGGUCCGACACCCGCUCGAAGCGCUACGCCCUGCAGGGCAGCCGCUGGAAGGUGAAGGAUCUUACCUACCGGAUAUCCAAGUACCCGAGGCGGCUGGAACGGACGGCGGUGGAUAAGGAGAUCGCGAAAGCGUUCGGCGUGUGGAGCGAGUACACGGAUUUGCGCUUUACGCCGAAGAAAACGGGCGCCGUUCAUAUCGACAUUAGGUUCGAGGAGAACGAACACGGCGAUGGUGAUCCGUUUGACGGACCGGGCGGCACUCUGGCCCACGCAUACUUCCCCGUGUACGGUGGUGAUGCACACUUUGACGACGCCGAACAGUGGACGAUUGAUAAGCCACGCGGGACGAAUCUGUUCCAGGUGGCAGCGCACGAGUUUGGUCACUCGCUGGGUCUGAGUCACUCGGACGUACGAUCGGCACUGAUGGCUCCGUUCUACCGUGGUUAUGAUCCCGUGUUUCGGUUAGAUUCCGACGAUAUUCAGGGCAUUCAAACACUGUACGGAACGAAGACGAGAAAUCCAGGCGGUGGUGCCGGUGCCACACCGACCCGAACGCCCCGACCGAAGACACCCACGGAGAUGGACUCGGAGCUGUGCACCUCGCCAAAGAUCGACGCCAUAUUCAACACUGCCGACGGUAGCACCUACGCCUUCAAGGGCGAUAAGUACUACAAGCUGACGGAGAACGCCGUCGCCGAGGGCUAUCCGAAGAAAAUUUCCGACGGUUGGCCAGGACUGCCCGGCAACAUCGAUGCCGCGUUUACGUACAAAAAUGGCAAGACUUACUUCUUCCAGGGCACCAAGUACUGGCGGUACCAGGGGCGCACGAUCGACGGCGACUACCCGAAGGAGAUCAGCGAAGGGUUCACCGGCGUGCCCGACCAUCUCGAUGCGGCGAUGGUGUGGGGCGGCAACGGCAAGAUCUACUUCUACAAGGGCAGCAAAUUCUGGCGGUUCGAUCCGCUGAAGCGGCCACCGGUCAAGUCGACCUACCCGAAGCCCAUCUCGAACUGGGAGGGUGUGCCGAACAGUGUCGAUGCCGCGCUACAGUACACCAACGGGUACACCUACUUCUUCAAGGACGACAAGUACUAUCGGUUUAACGAUAGAACGUUCACGGUUGACCAGUCCGACCCACCGUUCCCGCGCCCGACGGCCCACUGGUGGUACGGCUGCAAGAACACACCGUCGACCUUCAACACGCUAGGUAAUGUACGAUUGCAAAAAUCCGACGAACAUCCCUACGAUAUCGGAGAUUUGGCUCAGGAUGCCGCAGACACCGACGAUCAGCCGGAUCCGGACGGGUACAGCGGUAAUGGAGCUUCCACGAUCACCGGCACCAGUGUCAGUAUUACAACAGCCCUCGCGGGUUUCUUGCUGGGAGCGUACCUUGUCAGCCGCUGCUAGUCCCAUGCGUUGAGGUUAGCCGGGAAAAUUGGAGCGAUCGCAAUUGGAAAUAGAAUGAGAGGAAUCAAUUCAAAAACAUUCGUUGCAACUGCCGCAGCACAACUCCAAGACAAUCCCAAUCGCGAAACUGCCACCAAGUGUGUGUGUGCGUGUCGGAUAGACUAAACAGAACAAACAAAUGCUCACACACAGAGAGGAGCUUACGAAAAAACAUCAAACACCGAAAUUGAUCUCAACGGGUGAGCAGCAUAAAACGGGCAUGUGUGUAUAGCAGGCAGAACAGACACCAGACUGCUUGUCUGGUUGAAUUUCAUCAGUAGCGUACAGGAGGAAAACCAGCGAAAAGUAGGGUCGUAGUGCCGGUCUUAAGAUUUCCAAUGUGUCCAUCCAGUGAAGAAUCGAACGAGUGAUUAGCAACAAAUUGAAGGUGCUUGAGACAGAUAAAUAGGUAUGGAGAGAGAGAGAGAGAGAGAGAGAAACAGAGAGAGAGUGAGAGAGAUAAAGAGAAAGAGAGAGAUACAAAAGGCAAGUCACUAGCCAUAGGUCUUUUUUGCUAGCUAAUUGGUGUUAACUAAUGAAACGAAAACUGGUUCAGCGCCAGUAGCCUGGUGCCUUUAAAAGUGUACUAGUACUAGAAACGGGAAGAGGUGGAACACGUAUCAAAUUGCAAACAGUAAUACAAAGAAGAAGAAAAUCUGUACAUAUCAUCACACCCACGGCAGGAACAUAGGACCGCGAUAGGUGGACACAGCAAGGGCUUGCACAUUCCGAUACAGAUCGAGUACGAUCGUAUUCGAUCGGGUGCACUAGCGACACUGGACUUCUUCGUCGACUGUCGACUGAGAGCGCGGUAACUAGUUGUAGAGUGCCAGAGACAGAGAGUGCAGGAACCAGGAUAUCAGUAGAAGAGGAAAACAAGCACGACCCUCCCCAGUUUACAGUGUAAUGUUAAAUAACGAUACCAUUUUAUUGUACCAUAUACAUAUAUAUUGUUGCCCGUUUUACAAACCUGCAGCCGCAGAGUAAACCAAGCACCAGGCAAGCAACUAGCAACAACAGAAGAAGAAACAAAAACCCUCUCCACCCCUUUUAUCUUUACCCCUUCAAAGCCCGUCUUCGUCGGCAUCGAUCAUAAUCGAUCGCACCAGGCCAGGCCAGAGAGUGGCGGCCCGCGGGAGGGUGUGCCGUGUGUGUUCGGUGACCAUGCUGUACCAGCAUUUUGUAUAUAUUUAUUACUUUAUCGUACCGAAGAGCGGACGGCGUUCAGAUAGGGAGGCGAGAAUCAAAUAAAAAAUAAAAAAUAAAAA
Anopheles merus is the source of this 3725-nucleotide messenger RNA. It is a transcript of the gene Mmp1, whose product is annotated as matrix metalloproteinase-14. Gene Ontology annotation, biological process: proteolysis; extracellular matrix organization; collagen catabolic process. Gene Ontology annotation, cellular component: extracellular matrix. The record is from RefSeq and is a predicted model, not a curated record. The transcript is spliced from 7 exons. Lineage: Eukaryota; Metazoa; Arthropoda; Insecta; Diptera; Culicidae. Gene Ontology annotation, molecular function: metalloendopeptidase activity; zinc ion binding. Bases 706 to 2418 code for a protein of 570 amino acids.